UACAACAAGUGAAACAGCAGGGUGGGGAAAGAGUACCAGGAACAGCAACAGCAACCUAACUUCUAACCCUUUACACUGGCAGAUAAAACACAGCAGGAAUUUACCAAACAGUGGGGAAAAAAUGUUACGAUAAUACAGAAGUUAGAAGACUGUUGGGGGAGAUUUCAUAAUGAGAAGUACAGAACAUAGCGUAACUGACGACACAGGUCGAUAUUUUAAUACAGUAAAUGGAUUAUACUCGUACUAGAGACCCCUUUGUCUAUAUUGCUGAAGCGGCGUUUCUUGGUAUUGGAUUCAGACGCAUGUGCAUACCUGUAUUGUACCUGAUAAAAAGAUGCUCACAGAGUUUUCAUAGAAACAAAACAGUGAUCUCAGGAUUCAGGAUAUGUGUCUAGUUGACUAACCAUGCAAACCAAAGUUAAACAGCACUUUUGUAUUUAAAAGAAAGGGGGGGAAAAGUUCAGGAACAAUGACGAAGAGUUCGAGUUAACAGAGUCUUAAGUGCUGCUCCCUUGACCUUUGUUGGACUUACUAUAGCAUUGCAGUUAACCAACGGUUCUGUUGCCAUGGAUCACAGUGAUAACACUGAAAUGAUGGAAUACCAAGAUGACUCCACAGAGGAAAGCAAGAUGAACAGAAAUGAUCCUGAGGUAGACAAGUCCCUCUUCCACGCCUGCAAUAUUUGCGGCAAGAGUUUCCCCUUCCAGAGUUCUUUGUCACAGCACAUGAGAAAACACACAGGAGACAAGCCUUACAAAUGCCCUUACUGUGACCACAGAGCUUCACAAAAGGGCAACCUUAAAAUCCACAUCCGUUCCCACAAGAUGGGGACUCUGAGCCAUGGCCACAAGGAGGAGGAGGAGGACCUAGGAGAGGGCCAGCUGGAGGCUGGAGUCUCCGACGGCCUGGACAGCUGUACCAGCCCCACCAAAAGCACAUCAGCUUGCAAUAAGAUAAUGAACGGGGUGGCCAAGGAAGAAAACAGCAAGAUCCUGCUUAGGAGCAUCAAAAAAGACAAAACGGGGAGGAGUGAUGGUGGGAAGUCUCCCACGUUUCAGUGUUCAUUCUGCAAGAGGAAGCUCAACAACAAGGAGGACCUGAAGCAGCACAUCCAGCUCUUACAUAAGCCCUAUCGGUGCCGGCUGUGCAGCUUUGUGGCACUGAGGGAAGACCAGCUCCUGAGCCACAUUGAGAAGGUCCACAUCACAGUGGAGGCACCCGUCCGGGAUGUGGUUGAUGUUGAAGCUGUGAAAAGCGAGCAAGGCGCUGGAGAAGGAGACUUUCCCUGUGAAGUUUGUGGCCAGGUAUUCACGCAGGCUUGGUUCCUGAAGGCACACAUGAAGAAGCAUGGUAGCACCUUUGACCAUGUCUGCCACAUCUGCGGCCGCCGUUUCAGGGAGCCCUGGUUUCUUAAGAACCACAUGAAGUCCCAUAGCACAAAGACUGGGGGCAAAAGUAAGCCGAAGAUGGAUUCGGAGCCCUUGGCUACAAUUAAUGAUGUGGUUCAAGAGGAGACAGCAGUGAUGAGCGGGCUGUGCCUCUAUGAACUCUGCUCCAAGUGUGGAAACAUCUUCCACAACAGGGAGAGCCUUAGGGAGCAUGAUAAGGUUCAUACCCAAGCCAGCAAAACCUGCAUGGAAGAUGGAGCAGCUGUUGAUUGCACAGCAGCGAAAAAGCACAUUUUCAUUGAGUGCCUGAAUCUUAGACCAGCCGGGACCCUAGAAAACAUCACUGAUGGAAAGCUUGGAAAGAGAAUAGCAGAGCUUGAUCCAGUAAGCAGCUACCAAGCCUGGCAGCUUGCCACCAAGGGCAAAGUAGCUGAGGUUUCAGAGUAUGCAAAGUACAUUGGGUGGGAUGAAACACUUGCCGACGCAGAUGUGGCGUAUGACAAAGAGAAAGAGGAAUAUAUACUUUUAGGCCAAGAAAAAAGGAAACGAGAGCCGGACUCUCACAGCACAGGCAGUGGCAAGCGACGAAACAGCACCAAUAUCAUCGGCAACAGCAGUGGUAGCAACCACCACCAGCGAGCUGAAAAGUACAACAACCUUUCCCCAGGAGACCUGAGCCCAGAGAGCCACAGCGACUCUGACUACAGACCCUCAUCUCGCCAGAGCCGGAGGUCUUCCCAAAACAAGAACACGGAGUGCUUUGAGUGUGGCAAAGUGUUCCGCACCUACCACCAGAUGGUACUGCACUCCCGGGUGCACCGCAGGGAGACGAGGAGCAGCAGUGAAAGCGGCAGGGUCUCCAGGGAGGACCGGUGUGGCUUGACCAGCGAAGGGGAGUCAGGCUCUACCAGCCGACCCAGCACCCCAGGGUCAGCCUCUGUAGCUGAGAAUUCACCCACCUCUGCCAUGGUAGAAAAUGUGGCAGAGGAUAGCUCAGAGGAAGGCUUGCCAUUAACUCCAGAUGAAAAGCCAUAUAUGGGCAGCAACUGUGAUUAUGCAACUACCAGUUCUUCCUUGUUGAUGUCACACAUGAAAGACCAUCACACGGGAGACCAGGAUGUUGCCUGUAAAUCCAGAGGUGCCAACCAUAGAAAUGAUAUGUCCUUGGCUGAAUCACAAACACAUAAUGGUGACUCCUUACCAAGGAACAAUGUCAAGGGGAACAAAGUAAAGAGUGGAGAAUACCGAAGUUAUCUGGAACUACAAACCGCUAUAAUGCAACAGAACUUAAAACUUACAGACUCUCUUAAAUGCCUUCAAAAAACAAUAUCUCCCAGUAUGGAACAGGCCGUAUCCAGCAGCAUUGUCAACCUAAGUACAUCAGCAGAAGCACAGACAAAAGGUAUGUUGUCAGACAGCGAGAAAGAAACGGUAUUACAAGAACAUAAUGCACAGGACAAAUUGCCAAUUGACACCAUCCCCUUAGAUCUAACAUCUAAGUCAAACAAAAGUGACUUUGUGCUGAAGGAUUUACCUACCUCACCUAUAGAGAAUGCUUUGAUUAGGCACCAGUGCCCGUACUGUUCUCACACAACCCAUUACCCAGAGGUUCUGUGGAUGCAUGAAAUAAUUGCACACAAGGUUAGCUGCAACACAGCUGCGCCCAAGUGGGUUCAGAGAAAUGGAUUUAAAGGACCGAAAGAAGAUUUAGGUUUCUCAAGCCGAAGGAGCAGCACAGGGCCUCCCUUAGCAUUAGAUGGCAAAGACUGCCAGCCUCUUCCAGUUACCAGAAAUGUCCGCACCCAGGCACCACCACAGAGCAGCUUGCAAGCACUGAAGUCAAACACCACCACUUACAGCUCCAGCUUGCCCAGUACUUCCCAGGCAAGGGACACAGCAGCUAGAGCAGCUCCCACAGGCUCAGGCCUACAUAACACAACACAACCCAAACUUAACUAUCACAAGGGACAACAUGGAGUACCAACAGAGCAGUCGCAUGGGAGGCCCAAAUUAGAAAUGUAUCCUAAAGUAACACCAGCUGGAGCCAUUGAAAAAAACUUUAUGGCUUCACAGCGGCCACUUGCGACAUUUGGAGACAGACAGGAGAAGUACUUAUUUCCUCGGGAAGGUUUAGGGCUUGCACUUUCUGCCAAGCACGGCCUCUCUGAGCACAAGGUCAAAGCGAACUCCUCGCAACCCCCUUCCUAUCACUCGCCAGUGAAAAGCAGGCAGGAAGCUCCCCCAGCGCAUUCUCAGAGGGAAUCUAUCAAUGAUCCUCGCUCAGUAGGAAGGAACAGCAUGGGAGUGAGGGUGAACAGCUUCUCACACAACUCUGGUUCCACAGGGUGGCCCCCUUCCCUACAAGUACACUUCAAACAGGAGCCUCUGCCCGAGGGACCCAAGACACACUUCGAUAUCUUAAGCUUCUUAAAGACCUGCAACACACAGGACUUAACCACCCUGUACCACCGCUGGGGCUCCAACAACCCCAUGUUAGAUCAGACAGGGAUGCUGAGGUCACAAGUACGACAAGGAGACUAUGUCUGCACAGAAUGCGGGAAAAGCUUCAGUCAGCCCAGCCACCUCCGGACCCACAUGAGAUCCCACACAGUGGUAUUUGAGUCUAAUGGACUCCGAGGUACUGAAGCGCACACCACCUCUGCAGAUGCCCCAAAACAAGGGAGAGACCAUUCCAGUGCAGAUAUUGCCCUUACAGCGCAUCUCAGAAGGGGAACCUAAAAACCCAUGUACAGUGUGUGCAUCGCAUACCUUUUGACAACACUCAGUACCCAGACAAGAGAUUUAGACAACCCGGAAUUGUUGAUCUUAACCAACAUUUGGACAAACAGAUGGAAGAAGUCCUAAAAGAUCAUGAACUGUCAGAAACAACUAUCCUGGACUAAGGAUUUUAUUUUAAACAAAACGAAGGGGAAAAACGCAAUAUGUCUACACUGGCAUCCAUCACCUGAACUUAAUGAAGAUAUUGAAAAAUACUUAUUGAUAUAACCCAUUUUCCUUUUAUUAGAUUGAAGAUUUGAUAUGAGAUUUCGUUUGAUAAAGGGUGUACAUCAUAUACAGUAUAUGUGUGUGUGUGUGUGUAUAUGCAGUAUAAAUAUAAUGACACUGUGAAAUAGUGCACAGUAUUUUGUGAUUUUCUGUUGUGUUUUGCUAGAUGCAAAGCAACCACGUUUCAGCUUUUAUUUAUAGGUUAUAAAUUCCAUACAGAAGUGCAUGUUACAAAUUAUACUACUUGUACUAAAAAGGCAACUAUUUACAGACUGCUGUGGAUUGCAAGUUUACAUGAACAACUGUGAAGCCACUGCUUACUUUGAAUCAACCAUUGGCUUGAGGAACCCUUUCAACUCCUGCAGUGUUUGAGCAGCACACUUCUUAGCACACUUUUAACCCUUAAAAGCUGCCUCAAAAAUGAACUUUUAAAACACCGAAUCAAAAUACAAGAUGGUGGAUCUAGUGUUUUGGAAUGUCUGUAGAACACUAACAGAAGGACAUUUCUGUUCUAUCCUCAGGACUUGCAUAUUACAUGGCUAGAUUCCAAAGCCUCCAUUCACAAAGACUGCAUGGUGGUAACACUUUAACAAAUAAAGGACCACUAUUGAAAUGUUCUAUAAUAUGAAGGGGGUGUUCAGCACGACAGGAACCACAUCAACAUCGCUAUAAAGGAGGAGCAGGAUCAAAAGCCUAGCAAUGGGCAGAUGCAAAUUAAAUGUUCAGGAUGCCCUUAACUGACUGCUCACAUCAUUAAAGUGUAUUGAUUUUGUGACUAAAGGUCAACCAUUUUUUCCCUCUUUCCUUGACAUUCACUGGGUUCUUUAAUAAAACAAAUCAUAUACCUCCACUGCAAUAAAAGCUUUAUGAGUGUAUGGCCCAUUGGGACAUGAAGCCAUUCUAUAUAUGCAAUUAUAAAGUUAGUUUUAGUGCAUUUAUUUUCUUCUGUUACGUGACACUAUACUGAGUGUAACCGACUAAUAUAUCUUUUCAGUUUCAAAAUUUUGCACAUACGAUGAUGAGUUUAUUUCUUAGUGAACGUUAUCGCUGCCUUGAGAGAGAGAGAGUGUGCGAAACUGAAGAUUUUUGUAAGUGUUGCUAGAAGUUUAUUUUUUUCUUACGCUGUAACAUUUUGUAAAGACAGAAGCAAAACUAGAAAUUCCUAGCAUGCAAAUGUAUAUUUGUUCAGUAGCUUUUACAUGUACAGUAAUAAUGUAAAACUUUCUGUACUGAGGAGAGUAACAAAAAAAAAAACAUUCUGGUAAUUGGCUUGUAAAACAAAGAUUUAUAUGACAUAAGUACUUUAAUGUGAUUUUGCUAUUGUACUAAUGCUGAUUAAAAAAUCAUUUAGGUUUC
Acipenser ruthenus (sterlet) is the source of this 5750-nucleotide messenger RNA. RefSeq names its product zinc finger protein 516. Gene Ontology annotation, cellular component: nucleus. The transcript has 7 exons. The record is from RefSeq and is a predicted model, not a curated record. The coding region runs from base 567 to 4127 and encodes 1186 amino acids. Gene Ontology annotation, molecular function: DNA-binding transcription factor activity, RNA polymerase II-specific; RNA polymerase II cis-regulatory region sequence-specific DNA binding. NCBI's taxonomy places the organism in Eukaryota, Metazoa, Chordata, Actinopteri, Acipenseriformes, Acipenseridae. Gene Ontology annotation, biological process: regulation of DNA-templated transcription.